CCGGUCGACCAGAGGCCAACUCCAAACGCCUUCCCCUUCCCCUUCCCCUCUCCAUUCCUCCCACCUUCCACGUCCUCCUCAGUCUCUCCCCUCACCCCCAACCCAAGGAUCCCUCCUCCUCUUCACACUCCGUCUCGCCACAUUCGGAGCUCGGAUCCAACCACUGCCUAUCCCACCGGACCCCUUCCAAAUCACCCACGCACCCGAUUCGCUCCUCCCCUGCAAAGAGAGGUCUAUACCCCUACCUCGAUUCGGCGGCCGGCGCCAUGGCGAGCGGCAGCGAGCAGCCGCAGGCGGAGACCGAGCCCGAGGCGGUGGAGCUCGUGCUGUUCCAGGUCGCCGAGUGCUACGUCUAUCUGAUACCUCCUAGGAAGACGGCCGCCUCUUACAGGGCUGAUGAGUGGAAUGUGAACAAAUGGGCUUGGGAAGGGGCACUUAAGGUUGUCAGCAGGGGAGAAGAAUGUGUUAUCAAACUGGAAGACAAGAGCACUGGUGAGCUGUAUGCUAGGGCAUUUCUCAGAGAAGGCGAACCACAUCCGGUGGAAGCUGUAAUUGAUAGCAGCAGAUAUUUUGUACUCCGCGUUGAAGAGAAUAUAGAUGGGCGACAGCGUCACGCUUUUAUAGGUUUAGGCUUCCGUGAAAGAACUGAAGCAUAUGACUUCCAAGCUGCUCUACAUGACCAUAUGAAAUAUCUAAACAAGAAGAAGACCGCUGAAGAGAUGGUGCAGCAUUAUGAGAAUACGUCAUCAGUGGAUUACAGCCUCAAAGAAGGUGAAACUUUAGUUCUUCAAAUAAAAAAUAAAGAAAGUGGCAGCAAGACAAAAUCUGCAUUUUUCGAGCAAGGCCUGAACAAGCUAUCGUUCAAUGACAAAGCAAACAGCAAGGAGGGCACAGUGUCCCUCAAACUCCCACCACCUCCACCCUCACCCGUGUCUCCAACUGAUUCUGGAGUUGCCAUGUCCCCUUUCAAAGCAGAAUUUCCUUCCCAGGAACAAGCAGGCACCGGCAAUUCUGAAGACGUCGCCGCUCCUUUCAAAGCAGAAUUUCCUUCACAAGAAGCACUGGAUGAUACCAUCGAAGCUAAAGCAGAGGCUGCCCCUCGUAACCAACCAGCUGCAGCAGAGAAGAGCAAACAAGGAAGCGUGGAUGAUGAGUUUGACUUUGGGGACUUCCAGGCUGCUGCUGCUUGAAUCAUGUAUCUUGUACAUACGUCAACUUUAUUACGUGGACACAUACAUGACCCCUUUCUUUUUCUUGGAUCUCCCAUCAGUUGUGACUUUUUUCAGCCACCCGAGUUGUUGUACAGAGUGCUCUGAUAUGAUAAGCCGUAUAAAUUAAGAAUACAUAUAUAAGCCGUA
Molecule: messenger RNA, 1358 nt
Organism: Hordeum vulgare subsp. vulgare (domesticated barley)
Lineage: Eukaryota; Viridiplantae; Streptophyta; Magnoliopsida; Poales; Poaceae
Exons: 8
Coding region: 267-1190 (307 amino acids)
Biological process (GO): endocytosis
Cellular component (GO): clathrin vesicle coat; membrane
Source: RefSeq, a predicted model, not a curated record